Hippocampus comes (tiger tail seahorse) is the source of this 1636-nucleotide messenger RNA. RefSeq lists its product as uncharacterized. The record is from RefSeq and is a predicted model, not a curated record. NCBI's taxonomy places the organism in Eukaryota, Metazoa, Chordata, Actinopteri, Syngnathiformes, Syngnathidae. Bases 1028 to 1636 code for a protein of 202 amino acids. The transcript is spliced from 8 exons.
GAAAAAUAGCACUGUAAUGUAAAAUAUACAUAUAAAAACAUUAUAAAACAAAAUGUAAAAACUUAAAGUGGUUUUCUCAAGUCUAUUUAAGCCAAAAGUUUCACACACUGUCCUUUAAGAGACUUGGCCAAGUGAUUUACAUCAGGACCUCUGACUCUGAUUGGCCGUUUACCGCACAAUUAGUUCCGUGUCAGUGUCUCCUCCAUGCUCCUUGCAGGUGUUUUCAUUUUGUAUUUCUGUGUUGGAACUGUUCAAUAAAAAGCUGAACGUUCAUACUUAAAUGUUGCGCUCCUCCUUCUCCUUUUUUUGUUUCUUCUUUUUAGUGGCAGGGUAUCUAAAGCCGGAUGGUAACACAGAUGGUAAAACAUCAGUACACCGUACAUCCAUUCGCAAUAAUAUCCGGAGUUAAUAUUAUAGAUUGCUGUCUAUGGUUUGAAUGAACGGGUGGUUCCGUAAGGUUCUCGGAUCAUGUGACCAAUCAAAGUCUUGACCACACCUGUGUUGCUGAGAAGAAUAGUCUCCAUAGCAACCGCAUACAUCCCUUCAUACAUUUACAAUGAGACCCUGAGGUUAUCAUGUAUGUGUGAUGACAACAAAAUCAAGAGUUGUAAAGAGCAUUUUCAAUUGCAAAUCGUUGUGCAUGCAUCAUUUUAUGUAGCCAGGAUUUUGUUCAGGUUCAAUAUAUUCCCUCCUCAUCUAACUUGGCAUUAACUAAUCAGGUUUUGUCUGUUUUUUGCCUUAUAAGGUAGCUUAUGAUGGAAGAAUUCCUGCCACCCCACAAUAAAAAUAAAUAAAUAAAUUUGAACCCAUCGCUUUACUUUUUGUAGGCGUGGCUUCGCCGCACCACCUGUUGCAGUGACUGACAGCAAGCUUGCUCGUGUCCUUUGUACAGUAUGAGUCAUCUGGCCCACAAGGACAUCUCCUAGAGAACACUACAAGGGGCUGGAGAACGUCAACGUGUACGUCACCGUGUACGGCUCGGUGGACGUCUACGUCACGCCAAUACCCGGAUGUAACGACCACAAACAUGGAGCGUCUGUCGCUGGAGGGAGCCGUUCGUGGUAAUUCACCUGGUGGCCAUGCCACCGCCCCAAGAAAGCGUCAGGUUCGUUUUUCCGCCCGCCAUGACAUCGUCCUUCUGCGGGAGGUUAUCGCCCAGAACCCUUUUACCUCCAAAGAACCAGGCAGGGUGUGGGCCCGCGUGGGGGAGCUAAUGACAGAGGCUCUCCGCGAGGAAAGCUUUGAAGUGGAUGCUCGCAGGUGUCGGGAGAGGACCAUGCUGCUGCUGGAUUACUACAAGAAGCAAGACUUCCUCAGUUUACGCAGGUUUGGGACUGAGGCCUUAUAUGCCGAAAAGGAGGAUCUGCUCCAUGAGGUGUUAGAGCUGGAGGCGGAGAAGGGCGUGGCUGCCUGCGGGGACUUCAAUAAAUAUCAAGUUGAUGAAUUGAGAAAGCGAGCCACAGAGGAACUCAAUAUCCCAGAGCAGGACAAACCUCCGCUCCCAAUCAUACAAAUAAGUCCAGCAGGUGAGCGUGAAGAAGACCACACUGAAAUGGCGCCGACGUCCAAACGUGCCUGCCAGUGCUGCUGCCAGACCUACUCGGAGAUUCUCAGCUUCCUGGAGAAACGAGCUUGA